Molecule: messenger RNA, 2112 nt
Organism: Aspergillus sclerotioniger CBS 115572
Lineage: Eukaryota; Fungi; Ascomycota; Eurotiomycetes; Eurotiales; Aspergillaceae
Product: putative C6 transcription factor
Exons: 9
Coding region: 1-2112 (703 amino acids)
Biological process (GO): positive regulation of transcription by RNA polymerase II; DNA-templated transcription
Cellular component (GO): nucleus
Molecular function (GO): sequence-specific DNA binding; DNA-binding transcription factor activity, RNA polymerase II-specific; zinc ion binding
Source: RefSeq, a predicted model, not a curated record
AUGAACCAUUCCCAACGUCCCAAGCGGACCAGCAAUGCCUGUCAACGCUGUCGCUCCCGCAAGGUCAAGUGCUCGGGCACUCAUCCCUGCGACAAGUGCUGCCAGCGUCGCGAGCACUGCGUCUUUGAAGAUGACCGGAAGAUUGUGGUCUCCGAAGAGCUAUUCUUAUCCCUUAAGCGCAAGGUCGAGGCCCUGGAGGGAACCGGCUCCUCCCCCGCAGUUAAGAGACGCCGGGCCUUGACGGCGGACAGUGCCGAUGAGUCCAGCUACGACCAAGCCUCGGAGUUGCCCCGAGAGGCAACCCUCGACCCAACCGAGAGCAAUCGAUAUGAUGACCGAUUCGCUUCCAAUCCCUUGGUUUCUCCAUCCACGUAUCUCAAACACACCGGACGACGACAGCGAAUAUGGCUGUUUCUGGGACCGACAUCGACCUGGUCCUUCAGCCGGAGGGUCCUCAACAUUGUCCAGGCACAUAUAUCGCCGGAGAGCUCACGCUCGAUUCCUCUUGCUGUAGAUGGUGACGCUUACCAAAUACAGUGGCGUCAUGCCAGCUCCGAGGAACCACCUGACAUUAGCGGACUGCCAUCGCUGGAGCAUGCGCUCUACAUGGUGAGCACCGUGCAAUUCCAUUUCAGUCAGUUAUACCGACUGUUCGACGAGGACGAGUUCAUCCGCCAUCUCCAUGAAUUUUAUGACGAUGCGGCAGCCAAGGUGCAGGAAUCUCGCCUGUGGUACGUGCAGUUCCUCGUCAUCCUGGCAUUUGGGGAGGCCUUCUUGGACCCGGUGCGGGACCACGCAAACACGACCAGCUGGACCAAAUAUUUCUCGAGAGCCAUGUCGCUGCUUCCGGAUAUCACCGGGCUAUGGCAGGAGCCUACACUAGCCAUUGAGGUGCUGGCCCUCAUUGCACUGUAUUUUCACUCGGUGGACAUGCGAGAUACGGCCUAUUGCUAUAUCGGCCAUUCAAUGCGCAUGGCACUAGUCGAAGGUUUCCACCGUGCACUGCCAGUGGAUCAAUUAGGACGGAGAUUGGUCGACCGGUGCAACAACAUCUGGUGGACUGUGUAUAUUCUCGAUCGCAAGUUCUCGUCGCUGAUAGGAUCCCCAAACUCGGUUCGCGAUGACGAGAUUACCACACUGCUGUGGGACCCGCGCACUUGUUCUCGAAAUGAGGCGGCGUUGAGCCUCCACGUAAAAAUCACGCAGGUCAUCUCCCGCGUUCUCAACACGGUAUACAGUGCCGAUGGCACGCUCGGUGGGGUCUUUCUUCGCAAAGUGCGAUCCGUUCUGCAAGAGAUGACGACUCUCUCACGCGAGCUGGAUGAUGUCUUUUCGCACCGCUUUGCGAACUCUGUCGAUGCUCUUUCAGGGGUGACCACUCGUCUGACCCUCUCCUGCCAUCUGUGCAUUAUUGUCACCACGAGACCUCUCGUUUUGAGCCUGUUAUGGGAGCGCCUGAGUUGCUUUGAGGCAGGCACAGAGCUCCGCACGCUAUCCCCGCCUGUCCAAGCAUUACUCCAGGCGUGCAUCGACUCCGCCGUGAAAUCCCUAAAAAUAUUGACCGCACUGCGCGAUCAAACCCUCCUCGAAACCUUUCUCCCCUUCGACCUAGAAAACCUCUUCUCCUCCUUCUUCGUCCUCUCCCUCAUCUCCGCCAUCCUUCCCGACGCCCUCACAGACCCCAGCUACCACGACAUGGGCUACACCCUCCUGAAUGCCAUGAUAGACCGCGGGAACCGAGUCGCGCAGCUCCGCAAGUCCGAGAUCGAGCUAUUGGAAGAACUCAUCCAACCCUUAAUCCAGCGCCAGAGCCGAUCCACCGAAGCCGGAAAUUACGCACGACCGCAACUAGCGACGCCCACCAGCCAGGAACGCCUUUCCGAACAAGUACACCAAUCGGUGUCGGGGUUACAUGGGGAAAUAGGGGCUUCGGCCCUUCCGCCCCCACACGAGAUCUCGGAGCAGGAUGACGACCUGCCAGUUGAUUGGCGGGGAUUCGGGCUCUCGUUGGAUUGCAUGCUUUCUGCAGCGGACCAACUCAGCACGAAUAAUCUGGUGCUGGAUGCGGAACGCGACGGGCUGCAGACGGAUCUGUGGUUGUGGGAGAGUUGA